AUGUCAGUACUCCGCCUUAGCCCGACACAGUUCCUAUGCGUGCUGCUCCUGGCAGUAGUCUGCAGUAGCGCUGAAAUAGACAGAGAUGAACAGCCCGACUUCGAGACGGAGCCUGGAGCUCCGGAGCCCAUUGAUGGACGUUCGUUUUUCUUUCUGGGCACACUCUUUCGACGCUGGCGCAAUCGUUGGAUGGCCUAUCACAGUGCAGAUCCACUGUUUGCCGGUGCAGCGUACCCCAUUAAUGGAUACUACAAUUGCCCCAUCUAUGGCUGUAAUCCGGCGGCCAUUGGGCCACAACCUGGUUACUAUUCCCGUCCAGGAGGGAGCUUUAACCCCCUGAACCAACAGCAGCAGGCUCAGGGCAACAGCAAUGUCUACAUAUAUCAGACCGAUCAGAACGCUGCCAAUUCCGGAAGUGGCAGUGGUUCACCUGCCGUUCCCCUCGGAUAUGGAUACUUUGGAGUUGGAUCGCCGCUUAGACCUCCGCCGCCUUUGCCACCUUCUUCAAUGGGAGGGGCUUCAGCCAGUGCCGGGAGCUAUGGCCUGGGACCAGGACAAGGGCCAGUACCAAUACCAAUACCAGUACCACAAUUUGGCUAA
Messenger RNA from Drosophila pseudoobscura, 600 nucleotides. RefSeq lists its product as uncharacterized. NCBI's taxonomy places the organism in Eukaryota, Metazoa, Arthropoda, Insecta, Diptera, Drosophilidae. The record is from RefSeq and is a predicted model, not a curated record. The transcript has a single exon. The coding region runs from base 1 to 600 and encodes 199 amino acids.